Molecule: messenger RNA, 2541 nt
Organism: Mangifera indica (mango)
Lineage: Eukaryota; Viridiplantae; Streptophyta; Magnoliopsida; Sapindales; Anacardiaceae
Product: U-box domain-containing protein 16-like
Exons: 1
Coding region: 354-2402 (682 amino acids)
Biological process (GO): protein ubiquitination
Cellular component (GO): nucleus; cytoplasm
Molecular function (GO): ubiquitin-protein transferase activity
Source: RefSeq, a predicted model, not a curated record
UUUUUUUUCAAUCUUUAUUUUUACUUGCUAAUAAACGUUGUACCAGCUGCCGCCUGGUAAAUGCUACUUCACCUUCCGUUUGGUGGAAUGCAUCCAACGGUUGACGUUUUCCUAUCAGAACAAAACUUGAACUUUUCCUACUUCGUGAACCGCCUGCCAUUUCGCCUGUUUAAAUGUCCUGCUGAAUGUUUUAUUUUUUUCUGGAAACGAAAACAACCUCUUCACAGUCAAAAACCAUCAAUUCUAUCUAAUCUUUUCCUUCUUUUUCCAAUUUUAUUAUAUAUUCCUUAUUUUCUCAACUCUUUAACUUAUACAAAUUCCUGCGUAUCCCAAUUGCUGUUUCUUUUUCAGUCAUGGGUGUUUCUCCGAGGGUUUUCCCACCGAGAAAACGACGGCCGUCGGCCGGAGCAUUCAUAUCUCCGAAAUUGUCAGGGCGUAAACUCGUUCAAUCUCUUUAUGUUUUAUCUCAAGAAAUCUCAUCUCUCAAACCUCCCGAGUUUCUUCUAAAAAGGAACUCUGUUUUUAUCAUACGCAAGGCAAAGCUGUUGGCUGUCUUAUUCGAAGAGCUUCUGGGAAAUCGGGUUUCUGCGUUUUCGUCUUCUUCUCUUCUCUGCUUUGAAGAAAUGUACAUAGUUUUGCAACGAAUGAAGAUGUUGAUUGAAGAUUGUUGGAACGGGAGCAGGAUGUGGCUGCUUCUGCAAAUCGAAAUGGUGGCUAAUAGUUUUCGCGAGGUGACCAUGAAUUUAUCGACUCUGUUGGAUAUUUUGCGUUUGAAAGAGCUGGAGUUGAGCCAAGAUGUUGAAGACGUCGCCGUUUUGAUUAGAAAGCAAUGUUCUUCUCGUAGCAAAUCCUUUUCUCUAGAUCCGAGAGAUGGUGAUCUACGGCUAAAGGUUUUAACGAUGCUCGACGAAAUCAAGAGAGAGAUCGUUCCAGAUCAUUCAAAACUCAAUCUAAUUUUCCAAAGCUUAGGUUUACGCGACGCGUUGAGUUGCAGAGAAGAAAUUGAGAGUCUUGAAGCCGAAAUUCAGAAUCAAAACGAUCAAAAAUCAAAACAUCUUAUUGUUGCAUUAAUCGGACUCGUUCGCUACUCGAAAUGCGUUCUUUUCGGCGAGUCAAGUCAAAAAUCGGAUGCAAUUCGGCUUCGGAGAAAAAAAUCGGCGUCGGAGGCGAAUGUUCCGGCGGAUUUUCGUUGUCCGAUAAGUCUUGAGCUGAUGAAGGACCCGGUUGUCGUGGCAACUGGACAGACGUAUGAUCGCGAGUCGAUUAAUGUUUGGAUUGAAUCAGGACACAACACGUGUCCAAAGACAGGUCAGACCCUGGCCCACACGAAUUUGAUACCCAACAGUUCUUUGAAGAAUUUGAUAGCUAUGUGGUGUCGCGAGCAGAGAAUCCCUUUCGAAUACGAGUCGAGUAACGAGAAAGUUAACGGAGUUAUCACAAACAAGGCGGCUUUAGAAGCUACCAAGAUGACGGCGUCCUUUUUGGUUAAUAAAUUGUCAACUUCUCAGUCAGUUCAGGCAGCAAAUGAUAUAGUUUAUGAACUCCGUGUGCUUGCCAAAUCCGACUCCGACAGCCGCGCCUGCAUAGCCGAAGCGGGGGCCAUUCCUUUACUUGGGAGGUACCUAGGUUCGGAUGUAGGUUCGGAUCUUCCAAACCUCCAAAUCAAUGCCGUUACAACGAUCCUUAACUUGUCCAUUCUUGAAGCAAACAAAACAAGAAUCAUGGAAACGGACGACACAUUAAAUGGAGUAAUCGAGGUGUUGAGAUCAGGCGCCACAUGGGAAGCGAAAGGCAAUGCAGCGGCUACUAUAUUCAGCUUAUCAGGCGUACACGCGCACAGAAAGAGACUUGGGAGAAAGACACGUGUCAUAAUGGGUUUGAUGGACUUGGCAAAGAAUGGACCCACGAGUUCCAAGAGGGAUGCUUUGGUGGCAAUAUUGAAUUUGGCGGGAGACAGAGAGACGGUCGCGAGGUUAGUUGAAGGCGGAAUUGUAGAGAUGAUAAGUGAAGUGGUUAACGUGUUGCCGGAAGUGUCGGUAACAAUACUAGAAGCGGUGGUGAGGAGAGGUGGGUUGGCGGCGACUGCUCAAGCUUACAAUUUGAUUAAGAAAUUGGGGUUUUUGUUAAGGGAAGGAUCUGAUACAACAAGGGAGAGUGCAGCGGCUACACUUGUGACAAUUUGUAGAAGAGGAGGAUCAGCAAUGGUGUCGGAGCUUGCAGUAAUGCCCGGAAUCGAGAGAAUUAUUUGGGAAUUGCUGGAAACAGGAACUUCAAGAGCUCGAAGAAAGGCGGCGACGAUCUUGAGAGUACUCAGAAGAUGGGCUGCAGGGUUGGAUGUAUGUACUUCUUCUGUAAUCAGUACCACAACAAUGAGUUCUUCAACAGUUCUAUUGCCUAGCUAACAGAGUAGUGGGCUAGAAUGAGUUGAUAAAUUUGUUUGUUGAUUGGGAAUGCUUGGAAAAAUCAAUUUAGUUGGUUCGUUUGCCAGUGUAACAAUAUCAUUCUUUCAUAUGUCAAAUACAUUCUUUGUUCGGAUUGAAA